UUGGUUUGAUUGUUGAUGUAUGCAGUAUGUCAGUUGUUUCAAAGACAUUAGGUCCAACUUCAGUCUGACCAAUUACACAAAUGAUAACCCUUCCUUAAAUUUAAGGCAUGUGGAACUUAUAAUAAAUUCAUAAUUAUGAAUUUACAUGGUUUAAAAUGUUUGUUACUAACGCGUGGAUUAUGCGUUGAACAUGCGGAAUUAGACAGAUAGAAAUUAUUAGGUCUUUUUGUUAUUUAUGAUCAUUCAUCACUACUGUCAGAAUGAUUAAACUUUGCCAGUAUGUCAUCAAGGUUGCCUGUAGUGAUGCUUUAAAUCCAGCAGAUAUCGCAGCGGGGACACCUCAACGGUUUCAACGUUUCGUCACCCACGAAUCCUCAUAUUUAUAUUAUAUUUAUAUUUACAUCCUCGAAUUACGGCGCCACAGUGAAAUAAUGCCCAUAGAAUACGAGCAUAUCCUAAUAGAAAGUAAAAACUCCAAUGUAAGUAUUUUAGAUGUUUAAAAGCUACAAAUGAACAAUUUCUUUUAUCAAUAAAAAUGAGAUACCAUGGCAAAUUUAUGAUAAUGAGCAUUUAGGAAAAUAACAUGAUCAUUUGGUGAUAAAAAAGUCACGAUAAAACGCAUAGAUAUUCAGUUCACUUCUCUGGAGUCACUGCAGCCUUUACUGUCAAAAAAUGUAUUUUUUGAUGAACAGUAAUAUGAAAAGUUGUGGCAGUCUUGGAGACUUUACUCAUGUAAGAUGAACAACUUAAGUUCAUUCCGUUUUGGGUUGGGUAUAAGAGGAAAAGCCUGAUGAUCAGGUCUGUCUUGUUUUGUUGCUUAAUUACGGGAUGCAUUUUUAAGACGAGUGCUAUGACGUCAAAGAACAGGUGGACUAAGUAAAACAGACGGCCAUCAUUUGAUGCUUUUGAAACACCUACAUGGCUCUGUUACUGUCAAUAGUCUGUUGAAUGGUGCCGUAAAGUUGUUGGCUCUGACAACACGUCUGACCACACGUCAAUAUUUAUGCAGUGUAGUGUGUAUUCUUGAAAAAUUGAAAAAUUGUAACUGCAACAAAACCCAUAUUCCUUGUGGAAGAGAAUCAGAUGAUUUUAUGCUUUCCUGUGAACUUUCCAGAACAGUUAGAUUAGAGUGUAAAAAAAAAAAAUUAAAACAGAGAUCAGCAGCUGAAGCAUAUGAUCACGUGGAGGUGGAGAGCUAGAAAUAGCACAUGGGAGAGCCACUGAAAAGGGGAAUGGCUGACAUGCGUUAAGCCACAUUUCAAGUCGAAGUGCCUCAGGGGGCCUACUCAUGGCUUGGACUGGCCCUAUUUGUUGGGUGUAUGAGGAGAAGAGGAUGUUGUCCAACACCAAGAGCACAGUCCCAAGCUUUUUUUAAACCUGUUGGAAAAUUUGGAUAAUUACACGGAGCACAGAGAGAAACCAAGUUUUAUGCUUUGACAGUCCAAUUCCAGGUUCUACACAGGUCUUGAACAGCUAUGAGCUGCUCUGUUCAUAGGGCCAGGCGAAUAAAGCACAUCUGCUGCUUUCUUCUCUUUGUCACCCUAACCUUCAUAAUUUCAAGAGAUUUGUCAAAUACUGUCCAUUAUCCAGAGGACAUUGAGGAAGAGCUGAGACAUCUUGUGGAUGUAGAUUUCACACUAAACUUCAGUGCCAGACCGGAUGUUCGGACAAAAACUUCUUGGGAUGCUCCUAUCCUGUGGCAGGGAAUGUUUAACCCUUCUAUUUAUGACACAAUACACAUUCAACUUGAGUCGUCUAUAGCAGUCACUGUGUUCGCUGUUGGCAGAUACCUUGACGUCUACCUGGAAACCUUUCUUACCUCUGCAGAAAAAUAUUUCAUGGUAGGAUUACCUGUCACUUAUUAUGUGUUUACUGAUUCACCAGAAAAUGUAUCAAUCGUAGAGCUGGCUUCUCAGAGACAUGUGAAUGUUAAAAAAGUGGAAAAGCUCAGUAGGUGGCAGGACAUCUCCAUGAUGCGUAUGCAGACAAUAUCGAAGCUGAUCGAAACAGAGAUUCGUCACAGCUUCAGGUACGUCUUUGCCUUUGAUGUAGAUCAAGUGUUUAAAGCGAGGUUUGGCUCUGAGGCUCUGGGCCAGUCUGUGGCUUUGCUCCAUUCCCACUUUUAUAAGCUUCCAAAGUACAGGUUCACCUAUGAUAAAAACCUAGACUCGGUGGCGUUCAUGGAAACAGGAGAUUUUUAUUACCAUGCUGCUAUCUUUGGAGGAUUUUGGGAAAAUGUGAAGAAUUUAACAGACACCUGCCAUCAGAGCAUCAUGGAGGACAAGAAAAAUAAUGUAGAGGCCAAGUGGCAUGAUGAAAGUCACUUGAACAAAUACUUUUGGCUUCACAAACCAACCAAGCUGCUCUCUCCAGAGUAUUGCUGGGACAAGAGACUUCAUAACGAGAAAAGGCACAUACGCAUCAGCCGCCUGGUCUGGGCAGUGAAACAGUAUGACUCCCUCCGUGAUUUCAAGUGACCUACAGUAUGAGUCUUCAACUCUGCAACUAUGUGCACUCUUGGUUUUAUUUAUGUAUUUAAUACCCGGCCUUUCAUAAAAAAAGGUCUUUUUGACAUGUUUCGACAUUUCAUACAGCAACACAAAAUAGAAAAGGUAGAAUAUAUUUGUGUCAUAAGAGGUGACUAAAUUGAACUCAUCUUUAGACUCCAUAUAACUGCAGUACACCUGUAUACAGUGCUUUGGAGUUUCACAGAGGUCAGAAACAGUUGUUGGUAUCUUUUUUCCUAAAGUAUUCCUGUGAUAUAUCCUUGAAUAAACUUUUUUUAUCUGUGUCAUUUGUUAGUUUAUGGUAUAAUGCUAUGGCUAUGGUUAUUUGGAUUUGUGCUUUUAUUGCUUAAAGUGUUACAUGAUCCUUUAUGGUUUUCAUCUGAGAUAUGAAAGCUUGAGUAACCUUAAUGAUAAUGUAGUUUUCUUACCUUUAGGCGUCUAACUUUAAAUUCUAAGUUCUUGUUAGAUGAUCCAACAGGAAGACAUCAUUUUCAGUUUGCCAAGAAAGUAUUAAUUAGAUAUUUAAUGAUAUAGUAAUGAGAUAUUUAUUUCAAUCUCUGUAUUCAUAUUAUUAAUGUCUCUUUAUGACAAAACACAUCUUCAAUUAACAAGAUUAGGCAUUGCACAGUACAGUGCUUUAUGAGAGUAGAGCCAAUGUGUUGCUAACCAUAUCAUGUGGUGAAAGAAAUACAAGCAAUUAAACCUGUGAGUUUUAUUGGUUUGAGUCUCUCUAUUGAUUAGUACUAGGGUAACCAACACAUUUACUUUAAUCCUUGGCUAAAUCUUUUGUUAGUCUACCCUGAAGUUCACUGAUGCUGCUGUUACCCAACCUUUUUUGUACCAAGGACCGAUCGGCCAGUAUCAGCCAUUACUGCAGACCGGUAAUACCCCAUCAUCCUUGAAGGAUCAAUCAUUUUUUCAAAAUAAAACAUCUUUUAGAUUUCAUUCUGUUGAGUCUGUAUGACCUUUUGUUUUGAAACAUUGCCAGAUUAUCUUGUAAUAA
This is a messenger RNA of Cynoglossus semilaevis (tongue sole), 3510 nucleotides long. RefSeq names its product N-acetyllactosaminide alpha-1,3-galactosyltransferase-like. The coding region runs from base 1476 to 2477 and encodes 333 amino acids. Gene Ontology annotation, molecular function: hexosyltransferase activity. Gene Ontology annotation, biological process: carbohydrate metabolic process. Lineage: Eukaryota; Metazoa; Chordata; Actinopteri; Pleuronectiformes; Cynoglossidae. The record is from RefSeq and is a predicted model, not a curated record. The transcript is spliced from 6 exons. Gene Ontology annotation, cellular component: vesicle; membrane; Golgi apparatus.